CUCGGUGCUGUUUGUAUCGUUUUCUUUCGGUUUCGUUCGUUUCUAUUACACUACACUUGUCUUUAUUAUUUUUUACUAUGGCAACAAUUAAUUCUUAUUCGGAAACCAUAGACUAAACUAACCUCUUUCUUUAUCCGUCAAGCUUUGUAUCACAAGGCAUAAAAGAUGACGAACUCAAAGGGUUAUCGCCGCGGUACUAGGGAUCUGUUCGCCCGCAGGUUCCGCACACAUGGAACUAUCCCUCUCGCCACGUACAUGAAAGUGUACAAAAUCGGCGACAUCGUUGACAUCAGGGGUAAUGGUGCAGUACAGAAGGGUAUGCCACAUAAAGUCUACCACGGUAAGACUGGCCGCGUCUACAACGUCACAGCACACGCUCUCGGCGUCAUUGUGAACAAAAGGGUGCGUGGCAGGAUCAUCCCUAAACGCAUCAACAUCCGCAUUGAGCAUGUAAAGCACUCAAAGUGCAGACAGGAUUUCUUGAAGCGAGUGAAGGAAAAUGAAAGGCUCCUGAAGGAAGCGAAAGCUGCCGGCAAAAUCAUCAAGCUGAAGAGACAACCUCAGCCCCCGAAGGCUGCGCACAUCGUCAGUGGACUGGAGAAACCAGUACUGUUAGCGCCUAUUCCCUAUGAAUUCGUUGCUUAAAAAUUGAAAUAUAUUAUUUUUAAGGA
Amyelois transitella is the source of this 671-nucleotide messenger RNA. It is a transcript of the gene RpL21, whose product is annotated as large ribosomal subunit protein eL21. The transcript is spliced from 3 exons. Bases 166 to 645 code for a protein of 159 amino acids. The record is from RefSeq and is a predicted model, not a curated record. Gene Ontology annotation, molecular function: structural constituent of ribosome. Gene Ontology annotation, biological process: translation. Gene Ontology annotation, cellular component: cytosolic large ribosomal subunit; ribosome. Lineage: Eukaryota; Metazoa; Arthropoda; Insecta; Lepidoptera; Pyralidae.